CCACACCACAACUUUUCCUGCGCCAGAAGGCAGCACGACAACGGCCUCCCGUUCGAGAAGACCACCCACUUGAACGUGACCUGACUUAUAAGGCGAUUGGCUCUCUCCACCGACCCCCGCGCAAAAAAAGGAAAGGGAGGUUCCAAUGUUCCUGAUCUAGAGUCUCGCCUGCAUCCGACCAUCCCCCCUUAAGCGUCCCUCUGGCACCGUCACACGCUACGCCUGUGCAUCUCAAGGACGCAGACCCCCAAAGCUUGAUGAGCUCGCUCCCUCAGGACUAUCGCGCUCCAUCUACGCCCCAAAACAAGAGGACCCUCGUCCCUCUCCUCACAAACACAAGUAAAAUGGAAUCCUAGCCCCGAAGUAUGGCGAACGAACGCAUCCAAACCGGACCGCAUCUGUCUAUAGAUUAUCAGAAACUUGUAUUCCUUGCGGCCGGCAGUUCGGGAAUCGUCUAUGCGAUUGAUGAGGAAAAGGUCCUAAAAGAGUAUCACAGUGAGGGGAUUGACGUGGAACGUCGAGCAUUUGAACGCCUAGGACUGCACCGUAAUAUCGUAAGAUGCUUUGGUGCCAUAGACAACGGCAUCAUCCUGGAGCGCGGACAAUCGCUUCGGAAGGUUAUCGAAGAAAGCGGAGCAGAGCAGAUUCCCUUGGAUAAGAGAAUUCGCUGGCUACAGGAAGCUGCAGAGGGAACGCGAUAUUUGCAUGAGAAGGGCAUCAUCCAUGCUGAUGUUGGAUGUAACAACUGGAUCAUAGUUCAUGGACGUCUGAAGAUCAUCGACUUUGAAGGUUGCAGCAUUGACGGCGAAGAAGCAGGAGCCUGUUAUGAGUGGUUUAGCUACAGGCAAUCGACACCAGUGAUAAGCCGAAAGACCGAUAUCUUCGCAUUCGGCUGCGCGGUCUACGAGGUGAUGACCGGUAGACAGCCACACCAGGAACUUGCAGCAUCUGACGAUCGAAUGCUCCGUAUCAAGCAACUCUAUGCCGACAAUCAUUUUCCCGAGGUCGAAAAUAUCCCGCUGGGCAGUUUGAUGCAGGGUUGUUGGCAUGGUACUUUCACGUCCAUGGACGAAGUUCUUCAAGACCUUGAAGUUGCUGGCGUGCCGGUCACCAGGAAAGCAGAUUCUGGUGUCCAGAGUGUGAUGGCUACUAUCUUUGACUACUUAGCAUCAUGGAGAACACGUUGAGCGCUUGGAAAUUCUUAAAUGAUUUGGAAGUUUACUGGACAGUUUUUAAGAUUAGAUCUCAUAACAUUGUGUCGUAUAAUAACAUUUCAUUCUCUUCCUUGGAUGGAAUAAGCUAGGCGCUACCGCUUUGCUACAAGAGCCAGAUGACCGGCGAGGAUACGGAGCUGAGCCCUGGGUCGAGAA
Messenger RNA from Westerdykella ornata, 1370 nucleotides. Its product is annotated as kinase-like protein. Lineage: Eukaryota; Fungi; Ascomycota; Dothideomycetes; Pleosporales; Sporormiaceae. Gene Ontology annotation, molecular function: ATP binding; protein kinase activity. The record is from RefSeq and is a predicted model, not a curated record. The transcript has a single exon. Gene Ontology annotation, biological process: protein phosphorylation. The coding region runs from base 366 to 1187 and encodes 273 amino acids.